Nematostella vectensis (starlet sea anemone) is the source of this 1310-nucleotide messenger RNA. Its product is annotated as late histone H2A.2.2. Gene Ontology annotation, molecular function: DNA binding; structural constituent of chromatin; protein heterodimerization activity. The record is from RefSeq and is a predicted model, not a curated record. NCBI's taxonomy places the organism in Eukaryota, Metazoa, Cnidaria, Anthozoa, Actiniaria, Edwardsiidae. Gene Ontology annotation, cellular component: nucleosome. Bases 147 to 524 code for a protein of 125 amino acids. The transcript has a single exon.
GGAUGUAAAACCCAUAAAAGUGCACGAUAUUUUCUGAUUGGUGCAUUUCAAUCCGACUCGGUGUAUAAAAUCGCGCUUUUUUUCAAUUUUCCCCCCAUAUCACUCUAUACUUUGGAAACACAAUUGUUUGAAAUCAGAUUGAUAAAAUGUCAGGACGUGGUAAGGGCGGUAAAUCGCGAGCUAAAGGCAAGUCUCGUUCUGCAAAAGCCGGCCUACAGUUUCCCGUUGGCAGAGUCCAUCGUUUUCUGCGCAAAGGCAACUACGCCAAGCGUGUUGGUGCAGGCGCUCCGGUCUACAUGGCCGCCGUGCUCGAGUACCUGAGCGCUGAGAUCCUCGAGUUGGCCGGCAACGCUGCCCGCGACAACAAAAAGACCAGGAUCAUCCCUCGUCAUUUGCAGUUGGCCGUCAGGAACGACGAGGAGUUGAACAGGCUGCUCCACGGUGUCACCAUCUCUCAGGGUGGUGUGCUUCCAAACAUCCAGGCCGUGCUUUUGCCCAAGAAGUCCGAGAAAAAACACAAGUGAACAUAAGACGCACAAACAAAGGCUCUUUUAGGAGCCACCAAAUAUCACGAAAGUGAAAGAUCAAUGCAAUCAUGUUUUUAACACGCACAUUAAAAGUGUUUGCACAAUAAGGAAAAGUAAUUUCUAACAGAAUGAAAAUAAAUGUGCCUUAUGAGCAUACGAUUUCACGCAAAUAUCAGAACGAAAUAAGAAUAAUUACAGAACGAGGAAGUUGUUUUCAAACUUAAUCAUUUAUUGAAUCUUUUGUAGCCAGUCUUGGUCCAAAAUCCAGACCAUGCUGGAAGUUGAACCAAGAUUAGAAUAGGGGAUUUCACAAUUGCUUAUUUUCUGCGUCAUCUGUCAAUAUAAUGUCAUUUUUCAUUAGCAAGAGGAAAGCCACUCAAUAAGGCUGCUACAGAAAAAAAAUACCAUAAAACAUUGCUUGUUGAUAAACGUUAACUUGAUAAAUUUAGAUUUCUUUGUGCACAACCAUAAGUGGUUGAUUGACUACUCAUAUAUUUUGACAGCAUGUUAGAGGUAUUAUUUAGGUGUAAAAGGCAACCUUAUUAGCUAGUUUUUUAUCUUCUGAACACAAAAAAAAAAUGACCAUGCACAUUGACUAGAGGAACUAAAUUAAUUGGACAAUUCAGAUGUUUGUCAAUAUAUACAAAAAUGAGAAACAAUUGCAAAAAUGCUAAAAAAAAAAGCUUGGAAUUGUUUCACUGUAAAGGCAUCACUGCAUAUUAGACAAAGAAAUGUACACUGAUGCUUUUUUUCUUGAUCUUAAUAAAACAAAAUAACAAUAAA